This is a messenger RNA of Zootoca vivipara (common lizard), 993 nucleotides long. RefSeq names its product retina and anterior neural fold homeobox (gene RAX). The record is from RefSeq and is a predicted model, not a curated record. NCBI's taxonomy places the organism in Eukaryota, Metazoa, Chordata, Lepidosauria, Squamata, Lacertidae. Gene Ontology annotation, biological process: positive regulation of transcription by RNA polymerase II. Gene Ontology annotation, molecular function: RNA polymerase II cis-regulatory region sequence-specific DNA binding; DNA-binding transcription factor activity, RNA polymerase II-specific.
AUGCACCUGCAGCAAGGGUCCCUCCUGAACAUGACCGACGGCGGCUUCUCCCUGACUGGGCACUUGGUGAGGAGCCCCAGCGGAGGAGGGAACCCGUCUAGGCUCCACAGCAUCGAAGCGAUCCUGGGAUUUACCAAAGAAGACCCCCUUUUGGGUGCCUUCCAACCCCACGAUGCCAGUGGCGGAGGCAGACCCUUGAAGGAGCCAGAGAAGCGCAGCCCCAGGGAUUGCUUCGCCAAAAUGCCAGCCGAGCAGCCUGGGCAGGGCCAGGAAGGGCCCGCGGAAGAACACUUCGGAGACCACUACUGCUCCAAACGCUCAGAGGAGUGCUUGAGUCCAGAGCUGGCCACUUGCAACAACAGCGACGGCAAACUGUCUGACGAAGACCAGCCCAAAAAGAAGCACCGGAGGAACCGGACAACCUUCACCACCUACCAGCUGCACGAACUUGAGCGAGCCUUCGAGAAAUCCCACUAUCCUGAUGUCUAUAGCCGAGAGGAGCUGGCUAUGAAGGUCAACCUACCUGAAGUGAGAGUCCAGGUUUGGUUUCAGAACCGGAGAGCCAAGUGGAGGCGUCAAGAGAAGCUGGAGGUGACAUCCAUGAAGUUGCAGGAUUCCCCCAUCCUCUCCUUCAACCGCUCACCUCAGCCCUCUGCCAUUGGGACCAUCGGCAGCAACUUGCCCCUGGACUCAUGGCUGAACCCGCCCAUGGCCAACACCAGCCCCCUGCAGACUUUGCCAGGAUUCGUGGCUUCCCCACAGAGCCUCCCCAGCAGCUACACCCCUCCCCCUUUCCUAAACUCUCCCCCCAUGGGACACACCUUGCAACCCCUAGGAGCCAUGGGGCCUCCACCGCCUUACCAGUGCGGGACAAACUUUGUGGACAAAUUCCCGCUGGAAGAGGUGGACCCCCGCAACACCAGCAUUGCUGCGCUGCGGAUGAAGGCGAAGGAGCACAUCCAGUCCAUGGGGAAACCAUGGCAGACAAUAUGA